CUACGCCACAGGGGUCAAAGUUGACAGUUCGCCUCUCAAAAUGGCGGCUGAACCAACACGGGAGUGGAGCGAUGAGCAGCUCAAAAGUGAUGAUUUGCCCAAAAAAGACUUAAUAAAGUUCAUUCAGGACAAUGCAGCACACUCGUUUCUCAAUGAGCACAAGCUGCUGGGAAACAUCAAAAAUGUUGCCAAAACAGCCAAGAAAGAACAGCUGAUUAUUGCCUACAAUCAGCUCUUUGAGAGCAAAAGGUUUAAAGGCACCGAACCAGUCGAAGAAGUGACCGAGCAGGUUAAAGCUGUCAAAAUUGACGAGAAGCCCAAAGAAGUCAAGACAGAGGUUGUGGACGAGGGUCCGCCCAAGUACACCAAGUUGGUGUUGAAGAAAGGUGACAAGACGAACUUUCCAAAGAAAGGCGAGACUGUGAGCUGCUGGUACACUGGUACUCUGGAGGAUGGCACUGUGUUCGACACCAACAUACCCACACUGGCAAGAAAGAAAAAACAAACCAAACCACUGAGCUUCAAAGUCGGCCUGGGCAGAGUCAUCAGAGGAUGGGAUGAGGGCCUUAUGACAAUGAGCAAGGGUGAAACGGCUCGACUGGAGAUUGAACCAGAGUGGGCCUAUGGAAGGAAGGGGCUCCCUGACUCCAAAAUUCCACCCAACGCAAAACUGAUUUUCGAGGUCGAGCUGGUGGCUGUGGAUUAGUUUACAGCUGUUGAUCAGCAUGCACUACAUCUCAAGGAUGGACUUGUCAUGAUUCGAGUUAAAAUGGCGCUUUGACUGUGCAGUUCUGUUUCUACUUUCUCAUUUAUGAUCACGAUCACAAGAAAUGAUGACCAGUUAUUACAAUGUUUUACGUUUUGGCUUGUCAAUAAUGUAAAUAUGAGACACCCUGAAACCUUAUUCUGUAUUGUUUUGGUUCUUUUGCAUGUAAAAUGUAAAUGAUAAAUAAACCUGUUUCAGAGACGA
This is a messenger RNA of Larimichthys crocea (large yellow croaker), 970 nucleotides long. RefSeq names its product FKBP prolyl isomerase 3 (gene fkbp3). Bases 41 to 706 code for a protein of 221 amino acids. Gene Ontology annotation, molecular function: peptidyl-prolyl cis-trans isomerase activity. The record is from RefSeq and is a predicted model, not a curated record. Lineage: Eukaryota; Metazoa; Chordata; Actinopteri; Sciaenidae. The transcript is spliced from 7 exons.